AUGUUGAUUUCUUCUCUCGUCGCCGUGUCUCUGGCCGUCCUCCCCACUGCUGUCAGUGCCUAUUCCAUCACCGGCGAUACCAUGAACUGCUAUUCCGGUCCUGGUACUAGCUAUAGUGUCAUCAAGACGUACAAGAAUAGCGAUAGCGUCUCGAUCACCUACCAGGCCCUAGGCACCGAAAUUAAAGGCGACAGUAUUUGGGACAAGACUUCCGAUGGCUGCUACGUGGCCAAUUACUAUGUGAAGACCGGCUCCAGCACUUACGUGACUAAGAAGCGCGAAAGUAGCAGCAGUGGAUCGGGCAGCGCGAUUGUUGAAGCCGCCGACAAGGAGAAGGGCAUUCCCUAUGCCAAGGGCGGCGGUGGCUGUAAUGGUCCCUCCAGGGGUGGCUUUGAUAGCUCUGGACUGACCCAGUACUCUAUUUGCAAGGCCCUAAAGAAAACGAUUCCCCGUACUGCACAGACUCAAUACGAUGCGAUCAAUAUGGGUACGCGUAUUCCCCGGUCCGAGGCCAAAGUGGGUGACCUCCUGUUCUGGGGCGAGAAUGGUAACUGCAAGACGGGUGUUUCGCAUGUUGGUAUCUUCAUUCGUGAUGGUUGGAUGAUCAACGCGGUCCACGCUGGUAGUACGGUCCGUAACCAGGCUAUCUGGACUUCGCAUGGUAGCGAGAGAAUCUGCAACUAUGUAAUGAGAUUCUGGUAG
Molecule: messenger RNA, 702 nt
Organism: Penicillium taxi
Lineage: Eukaryota; Fungi; Ascomycota; Eurotiomycetes; Eurotiales; Aspergillaceae
Exons: 2
Coding region: 1-702 (233 amino acids)
Source: RefSeq, a predicted model, not a curated record